AUGACCUCAUUCGCCGCCAGAUCGAUCCUACGCUCCGCCUCAACAUCCGCCCGAGGCGCCGCCGCCAGAAUCUCCGCCGGUGCCAAGCCUAGGGCUUCUCCUUCCCCUUUCCGCGUCCCGACUCAGAAACCCCUUUCCGCUCGCAUUUUCAGGUCACCUGUGGAGAUGAGCAGCGUUAACGUGGCGUCUUUGCUGCCGUACCACACAGCAACCGCCUCUGCGGUUCUCACUUCCAUGCUCUCUGUUGCUCCUCGCGGCUACGGUUGGACUCUUGAAGUGAUAGAUCCUGUUCAAGAAGAUACCAAUGGCACAAAAAGACUAGAUGAAGGUCGUGAAAUGGAGGUGAAGUGA
This is a messenger RNA of Striga hermonthica, 351 nucleotides long. The record is from the annotation of a GenBank genome assembly. NCBI's taxonomy places the organism in Eukaryota, Viridiplantae, Streptophyta, Magnoliopsida, Lamiales, Orobanchaceae.